AUGAAAGGUAUAACCUCCAUCACGACUUUGACCGUGAUCUCGUUCGAGCGGUACAUGAUGGUUACCAGGCCGCUCAGCUCAAGACACCUCAGCUCGAAGGGCGCAGUGCUGUCCAUAGUGUUCAUUUGGGCCUACUCCCUGGCGCUGACCACGCCGCCGCUGAUGGGCUGGGGAAACUACGUCAACGAGGCUGCAAAUAUCAGUUGUUCCGUGAACUGGCACGAGCAGUCCAUGAACACGCUGACCUACAUUAUGUUCCUGUUCGCCAUGGGCCAGAUCGUCCCGCUCGCCGUCAUCACCUUCAGCUACGUCAACAUCAUCAGGACCCUCAAGAGGAACUCUCAGAGGCUUGGAAGAGUCAGCCGGGCGGAGACCAAAGCGACUGCCAUGGUCUUCAUCAUGAUAAUCGCCUUCACUGUAGCCUGGACACCCUACUCCCUGUUCGCUCUAAUAGAGCAAUUUGCGACCGAGGGCAUCAUCUCGCCGGGAGCUGGCGUGAUACCCGCUCUAGUCGCCAAGAGCUCUAUCUGCUACGACCCCCUAAUAUACGUCGGCAUGAAUACACAAUUCCGGCAAUCAAUCAAACGGAUAUUCGGGAUGCACAGCAAAGGGAAGCAGUCUCAAACGGAGAAAGGGUUCAACAACACCAUGAUGUCCCCAGCCCACAAGCUCUCCGUCAACAAUGAGACCACACGGUACAUCUCCUCAGACAGCACCAUAUCGACCAUUCCUAAGAAAAUUAAGGAUACCAAAAGGAUAAUUUUUAGCGAUAGUAUUACUGAAGUCAACAACGAAAAUAACCGUCCCAUUAGAGAUGUUGAACUAUGCACAAUUAAUGAAAACAGAACAGCAUCUGAUGGAGAAAGAUCUGGAGAAACCACGUAUGAUGACGACAGUAACAGCAACAGCCAGAAGAAACUUGAACUAUUCGGCGAAUCGUGUAAACUGUUCAACAAACGGUCGCCUGUGGUUACAAUAAUAGACACUGAACAUUUAAUAUUUAGUAAAUAUGGUAAAAACAAACACGCCGAUAGUGGAGGCGUCAAUAAUGUUUACGGAAAUGAGGCUUACGAAGAACAUUCCACGGAUAAAACGCACGAUGUAUACAAAACUGGUAAUGAAAUAAAGACACAUAAAACUAUAAAACAUAGUUACUCACUUGAUCUUAGUGUUGUAGCUAAUGAAAGCAAAGGCAGGAAGCUGUCGAUAGAAACGAAAUUCGAGACGUUGAUACAGCCGAAAGGAUUCUUUAAAGAUACUAUAAUAAGUAAGCUUUUUGAACCGGAGUCGAAGCAAGAUGGCAUAAAGAGUUACUUGUGUACGAUUGACAAAGGCGAUGGAAGUGACAACAACUUGUAGCUCUAGACUGGUGUCCGAGUACCGAGGGAACAAACUUAAUAUCAUUUACGAUUUAGGCUCGACGAAUGUUUUCACAGGCCUCGGGUAUAAAAUUGGAGACCGAAUUUAAGUGAAAUGUCGUGAUCCAGUCUAAAAAGGGUGCUGAUAAUUUAGAAAGAGUUUAGGAAUGAAAGCUGUAAGUCAUGGAUCUGUGAUAUAAAUACGAGUGCCAAGGUAUAAUAUAUAAAAAUAUUUUUGGGAAUAAUAAAGGUUAAUAAUUUUAUAAAUUGAAUUAAGGUAUGUACUUAAAACGUUAAUUCUCCUAAAUCAAGCCCAAUGGUAUUGUUGUAUGAGAUUACACAAAUUUUUAAUUAAAUUAAUACAUACGAGUAAGAAGGAUGAAUGAUAACUCUUUAAAAAUCUUUAUAUUUAAUGUGUUCCUUGCUAAUAAAAGUCACAGUAAAGUAAUCUUUAUUUGUAUAAACUAUUGAUACUUAGUACCUACUUAUAAAUAGUGAAAUUUUUAGUCGAAAAUAUUAAGAUAAAAGACUAAUUUAAAAUUUACAUUUGUUAUCAUAAAUGGCCUCUACAUGUCUUAAAUUUUUUCAUCCAGCCUGCACUUAGAUAAAAAUAAAAGAGGAUAAAAAGAUGUGUCGCAAAAUCACUGUAGGGCAAAAUAAACAUAAAAUUAUCUUGUACUUAAGUAUAAUUAAAAAUAUUUUUCUAUUACAACGUGUAAUUAAAUUAAUAUAGAACAAAAUCGUGAAGGUGAAAAUUCAUUAAAUAUUUUUUGUAUCAUAGCGAUACCACCUUAUGUGUAUGGUUUAUGGAUAAUUAAUAUAAUUCUUAUUUUAAAUUUCAAAUUGGGUAAAAAAUAAUUGAUUGUCAAUUAUUAUUAUAUAACGAAUAAUGUAAGUUGUUUAAUAUUUGUAACGAGUGUUUGAAAUAACUUAUAAUUUUUUAAUAAGUAAAUUAUUGAUGUAAAGACACAACUUAAAAUUUCAAUAACGUUCGAUUAUCUAUACGAUUGUUUGAAUAAUUAAUUAUUUAUGAGGUUUCUUAAUGAAAAGUAAUUAAUUAUAAAUCUUCAUGACAAUGAUUUCAGAUCAAAUUGUGGACCUGUUUCUCUUCCUAAGAUUUUAAUAAACAUUGUAUAAGUAAACUGACACGAUAUUAGUUAGCCAAAAGGUGUCGCUAACAUAAAGAAAUUAUUAAAGAAGCACAGUAGAUUUUCUAUGUUUCUGAAGUGGUUAUGUAUUAUUGAGAGUAAUGCAUUAUUAGUUGAUUCAGCGAAUGGACAUGGACAAUACGCGGCACGUUUAAAACUGAGUUUACUUUGACAUUCAUUAAAUUAGGCUGAGUUGCACUACCUAACUUUGACCGUAACUGUAACGAUAACCGCUGUAUUUUGUAUGGAGUUUGACAGAUUUUUGACGUUUGUCAAAGUUAAAGUAAAAUAGUGCAACCCAGCCUUAUUGUUUGUAGAUUUUCGUUAACAUCAUCGAUAUACCUAAUUGCUUGCAAAUUUUUUAACAACACGCAAAAGCAAAGGUCCGUUUUCACCAUUGACUUUGAACGCGGUUUAAGCACCAAACACAGUUUGGCUUGUCUAAAUACUUUAAUUAUUAUCUACUAAACCCGGUUUAAUAGAAGUUUUAUUUUCUUAAAAACGGUGGCGAUAAUAUUAUUAAUUUAAAGGGUUUAAUGUUAAUGGUGAAACUGGCACUAAUUGUAAAUUCCUAUCUCAUAGAUGCUGCAACAAUCGUCUUUAUUUCAAAAUGGGUUGGUUUUGAAUUGUUUAAAAAAAGGAAUGACUUCAUUAGAUACUCUCAAAUUGAUAGAGAUGUUUUAUCAUGUGAUAUUCAUGAAAAUAACUGAUUACUUUCGAUGUUUUAUAGACAAUUUAAAAUGUUUUAUCUUUUGACCAAUACUUGAUUUGUUGAAUAUUAUGUCAAACCUAACUCAGUUUGUCAUGACCGUUAAUAUGAAUUUGAAGUGCUCAUACAUAUUUGUACAUUUGAAUGAGUCUAAAUGUUUUAGUAUAUUUUAGCCGUUUAAAUUGAGUGUUUUACUAUAUUAUUAAACGUUUCUUAUUUA
Messenger RNA from Ostrinia nubilalis (European corn borer), 3435 nucleotides. Its product is annotated as rhodopsin, GQ-coupled-like. Lineage: Eukaryota; Metazoa; Arthropoda; Insecta; Lepidoptera; Crambidae. The record is from RefSeq and is a predicted model, not a curated record. Gene Ontology annotation, molecular function: G protein-coupled photoreceptor activity. The coding region runs from base 1 to 1359 and encodes 452 amino acids. Gene Ontology annotation, biological process: G protein-coupled receptor signaling pathway; cellular response to light stimulus; phototransduction. Gene Ontology annotation, cellular component: plasma membrane; photoreceptor outer segment. The transcript is spliced from 6 exons.